AUGGACUGGUUGAGUUUUCGUAUCAGGAGCAAUGCAAUUCGUGGUGCAACUCCGAGUCAAUCCUGGCUGGAGAUUCAAUUCGGUGCCGGGUCCCUCUGGCAACCGAAAGAAUCAGACCUUCCAGCAGCCCUCACAGAAAAACUGUCACGAGAAUUCCUUCUAAAUGUCGGCUUUCCUUCUAUUAAACUCUGCCGCGCAGGUUUUGAGUCUGUCCAUCUAUCAAAAUAUGCAGAUGAGGGCAAGAAAUUACAUGAGUUCGAUAGCGAUGACCUUUAUGGGCGACGGGUCCCUGAAAACCCACAACCUCCACCAACCAAUUUUAGUUUCCAUUUUGGGGACAUGGAUAACUAUAUGGUCAUGCUGGAUAAUGAAAGCGGACUUGUAUCACUUUAUGACCCGGACGGUUGGGACCAUGCAAAGGGUUAUCUUGGUCGAGUCGCAUUUUCGCUGGAUAAUUUGGCAGUGCUGUUGGGAAUGGUAGCGGCCGUAACUAAAGAUUUACGUGAACCGCCAUCAGAUGAUGUGACCUGGGAGGAAAUGGAGCGGCGUGUCGAGAUACUUAAGCGCCCUCUUGACAUACUGCGGAAGAAAUUGGAGGAGUAUGAUGACUGCAUACAUGACGACUCGGUCUUUUGGAAUGAGCUGUUCUCGCAUUUGCUAGACGAUAUGGACAUUCGGAAUUAA
Molecule: messenger RNA, 684 nt
Organism: Aspergillus tanneri
Lineage: Eukaryota; Fungi; Ascomycota; Eurotiomycetes; Eurotiales; Aspergillaceae
Exons: 2
Coding region: 1-684 (227 amino acids)
Source: RefSeq, a predicted model, not a curated record